AUGCAGGACCCGGGGCCGAAAUACGUGUCGCCGCUGGCCACGUGGGGGACGAAGUUGGGAUUCCGGGCGACGUCGAUUGUGUGUUCGAUUAUUUUGGCGGGUUUGAGCGGGUCGCUGGCUGCGAAUCAGCAGCUAUACAGCGCUUUGACGUUGAUGAUCGUUAUAGCCCCUGCGCUCAUCAUAACAUUCUGCUGGGACAUCGCCGAGGGCGUGUGCAUUCUCAAACGGCCGGGCCACCGCGGCAUCCACCCGGGCGCGAUUGUCGCGGUCGACUUGCUGGCCUGGCUCGGCUGGCUGGUUGUCGAUUUCUUCCUCAUCACCUACGAGUUAUUUGCCUACGACGACUACAUGGAUCGGGUAUACGAUGACAAUGGCUACUACCGCUACGUUCCCCACAAACUCUCGCCUCAGGAGCAGGCGAUUGUCAAUGAUGUCCAUGCCAAGGGCCGGGCUAUGAUGGCUUUUGGGAUUUUGAUCACCCUCGCACACUUCGCCCUCUUCGUAAUCGGCUGCUACGAAACCAACAUCCGCAACCGCAUGCCUCGCACCGUCUACGUCAUGCAGCCGUACUACGCCGGCCCGGCCCCUGUGCAGAUGCCGGCGAGUGCCUACCAGCACCUUGCCGGUGCCGGGUCGACCCCGUCGGUCAACGCCAUGGGCCAGCAGCAGCAUCAGCCGCAGGCGUACAUGAUGCAGCCUGCGGCGCCGGGCGUGGGGCAGAUGCCGGCGCAGCCUGUUCCGGCGCAGUUGGCGGCGCCUACGGCUGGAGGGGAGGGGAAAGGGGGGCUUGAGCGGUUUGCGUAG
Molecule: messenger RNA, 804 nt
Organism: Dichotomopilus funicola
Lineage: Eukaryota; Fungi; Ascomycota; Sordariomycetes; Sordariales; Chaetomiaceae
Exons: 3
Coding region: 1-804 (267 amino acids)
Source: RefSeq, a predicted model, not a curated record